UGAGCGGGUUAGGCUGCCAGCCGAGGCGCAUUCGGUGUGGCACCAGAGGCAAGCUUGCUGUGCUAGAGUAGGAUUCGGCAUGUCGGGGAUGUCUGGGGAUACAUGGCAGCCGUCCAACCUCACACUGGAAACCACUAUGGGGAACAUAAUGCUGGAGCUGUACUGGAAGCAUGCACCAAAAACCUGCAGAAACUUUGCUGAGCUGGCUCGAAGGGGUUAUUUCAAUGACACAAAGUUCCACCGAGUGAUCACUGGUUUUGUGAUUCAAGGAGGAGACCCAACAGGAACAGGUAGAGGAGGGUCAUCUAUAUAUGGAAAACAUUUUGAGGAUGAAAUACAUAAGGAUUUAAAAUUCACAGGCGCAGGGAUCCUUGCCAUGGCGAAUGCAGGCCCAGGUACAAAUGGCAGCCAGUUUUUUAUAACUCUGGGACCUACACCACUGCUGGACGGCAAACACACAAUCUUUGGGCGUGUCUGCCAUGGAUUGUCAGUCACGAAACGUAUCGAACUUGUUGAGACCAACCGUGAAGACCGACCUGUGGAUGAUGUAAUAAUUGUAAAAGCUGAUAUAAGCGAAUUAAGUUAAGGCUAUAACCCAGAAAUGUUUUUUCAUGUAAUUACAGUAUUUGAAGUUUCUAGGCAGUGGCAUAUGUUUUUAAUCACCUUCCUGUACAAACAUUUGGUGCAUUUUUUAUUUUGAUAUCAUUCAUAAAGCAGUGCAAUGGCAUACAGAUUCACCAUGAUGUUUAAAUUAAUUUCUUUGCCAUUGAUAUAAUUUCAAAUUUAUUUUUCAUUGAUUUGAGUUGCAUGUGUACCUACAGCUCAUAUGAAUAAAAUAGUCAAAAUUAA
This is a messenger RNA of Amblyraja radiata (thorny skate), 849 nucleotides long. RefSeq names its product peptidylprolyl isomerase (cyclophilin)-like 1 (gene ppil1). The transcript has 4 exons. Bases 80 to 586 code for a protein of 168 amino acids. Gene Ontology annotation, cellular component: catalytic step 2 spliceosome. Lineage: Eukaryota; Metazoa; Chordata; Chondrichthyes; Rajiformes; Rajidae. The record is from RefSeq and is a predicted model, not a curated record. Gene Ontology annotation, biological process: protein folding; protein peptidyl-prolyl isomerization. Gene Ontology annotation, molecular function: peptidyl-prolyl cis-trans isomerase activity.